Molecule: messenger RNA, 3708 nt
Organism: Adineta ricciae
Lineage: Eukaryota; Metazoa; Rotifera; Eurotatoria; Adinetida; Adinetidae
Source: the annotation of a GenBank genome assembly
AUGGAUUAUCUGUGCCGUCUGAAACGUUGUUUCUACACAUUGAAUCUUUUUGAAAGUUCGACUUCACAUGUAGAUGAAUUCCAGGCAUCAACUGAACGUUUAUCAACACGUAUUUAUCUCAUUAUAUUGUUAAUCUCACUUACGAUUUGUACCAUUUAUUUAUCAUUGGAUAUCAAAACAAAAACAUUCAACAUUGAUAGACCAUCUCAAAAGACAUAUGAAAAACUUCAAGAAAAAUAUUCUUCAACCAUUCGAUGUCCAUGUUCAACGAAUACAAUUCCAUAUAGAGAAUUUUUCUCAAUUUCGCCUGUUUAUCAUGAAGUUUGUUCAAGUGUUUUUAUCUCCGAUGAAUGGUUAACGUCUUUACAUAAUAUUAAUCGAACACGUUAUUACCAAUUAGAUUUUCGAGCGAUUGGUUUUUCAAUAUUUCAACUUCUACGUGUAUUUUGUGAAUGGAAUAAACGAAACACGGAAAUUACAUUGAAUCAAUUCGCAUCAAACGUUUUUCUUUCUCGUGUCGUUCUAUCACCAGAAGAUUUCUCUCAUGAAACCGAAUCAAUAUUUAUAGAUUUUGAAAGAUUAGUUUUUGGACAACAAGUGCAACUUCCUCACAUCGUUCUUGAAAAUAUAAAAGCGAAUAACUUCGUACCGGCUGUGCAAACAACAGGGGUAUUCAAAGUGAAGAAUAAUGGACACAUUUACCUUUCAAAUGGCAUUUGGCCAAAAUUCUGUUGGUGUCCUCAACGUACAGAUUGUGUAGAAAAUUUAAGGCUCUAUGAUAAUCUAUUCGCUUUUCAAUUCAAUGGAAUUUUCGAUAAUAUUUUAUCUUCAUAUGCAGAUAUUCCAGGUCUGCACAUUGGUUGUUAUAUAUUAAGUUCUUUUCUGUAUUCGAAUCUCGAAUGUCUCUAUAAUCAGACAUGUAUUGAUCUCUUAAAGCAGAAGAAUGACUCGUAUUACGAGCCACUGAGAAUAAAUUCAAACACAUCUGUGAUUCCUUUAGCUUUUAAUUUCAUAAUCGAAAACGAUUAUUUCAUUCGAGAUCGGCACAAGAAAAUACAAUAUUCGAAUUAUUACAAUAUAUGUUCACCAAGCAAUUGUCAAUAUUCUGUUGAUCGACGUAUGGAUUUUCUUGAUAUAUUAACAAAUAUUUUUAGUAUAUACGGAGGAUUAGUCAUGAUAUAUCAAAUUAUAAUUCCAAUGAUUGUCACAAAAGUUCGAAUUUGGUGGAUACAACGAAAUGCACAAUCUGCAGCUGUAGAUGAACAAGAAGAAGUCAUGAUAUAUCAAAUUAUAAUUCCAAUGAUUGUCACAAAAGUUCGAAUUUGGUGGAUACAACGAAAUGCACAAUCUGCAGCUGUAGAUGAACAAGAAGAAGCGAUACCAAUUCGAACCCGAUUGCUUCAUUUACGGUCUUUUGUUCAUUCUACUCUUGCAGGAUUAAAUGUUUUUAGUAGUAUUAUUCCUUCUAUCGAUCCAAAUGAGAUUCAAAUUGAACGUCUCGCUACUCGUAUCUAUAUUCUUCUCUUUAUUCUAAUUUCUUUACCUUUAUUACUUGUGAAUAUCUUAAGUAUACGAUUUGCCACUGAAACAAUUACAAAUCCAACUGAGUCAGUUUUUGCAGAGCUUCAUUUUCAUUAUGGGAAUUAUCUUCAAUGUCCAUGUACAAAGUCUACUAUAUUUUAUGGUGAAAUCAGUAACAAUAUCUACAGAAUGCAUACAAUAUGCAAUGAUAGCCAUUUUAUUAAUCGAGAUUGGCUAGUUGAAUUUCCACUUGAAAUCAAACGCCAAUUGACAGUGUUAGCCAAUAUUUGUCAACGAUCACGAACAACAGUCGAUUUAGCUGAUCUAAUAUUUGCAUCGUUAAUAUUGCAAACAGAUUAUGUCUUAUCACGUGAAAUUCUCGAUGCACGACUACGUGCAGUUUAUCAUCAAUUACAAGCACAAACAAAAACAGAAAUUUUGACACCAUUUCAAUUAAAUCGAAUCUUAAUACAUACUGAUAAAUUAUUGAGAAACUCGGAUACUCAAAUCUAUCAUCCAUCUGGUGAAAUUGAAACAAUUUUUAAUUCGUAUGAUAAUGAAACAUGUAAUUGUGUUUUAACAUCGACAUGUCUUAGUGAAAUUGUUUCAUCGUUCUAUACUGGAUGUUAUCCUAUUGAUGCAUUGUUACAAUCAACUUUAGAAUGCUUUUUUAAUGUUGAUUGUGUAACUCUAUUGGAGUCAUUUCGAUUAGAACAAAUGUAUAAUAUAACAAUUUUGGAUUCGAAUGACACUCGAUUUUCGUUAAAUACAACUAUUGAAUCGAUAUUUAAUGGAUUAAUGUUAGAAGAAUGGUAUAUCAAAAUAAAUUACACAGAAUAUUAUCUCACGUGUAAUCCCACACAUUGUACUUAUUCAUAUCCAAAAAAAGGCAAUUUCAUUUCGGUUGUUAUUCUAUUACUUGGUCUUCUUAGUGGUUUGAAUGUUAUACUAAAACUUCUUGUACCGAUUUUUGUUAAAAUUAUUCGAAAUUGUUUUAUACAUCGACGAAUUGAUUUCGAUAUCCCAGCGAUGAUUUCAUCAUGGAACACAUUUCCUACUUAUAUAUCACGUCGAGGUGAUAUUUAUCAAUUAAAUACAGAAAAACUUGCAACACGAAUUUAUGCAUUGGUCUUUGUUUCAUGUUUUGUCAUCAUGGCUGCAUAUAAAACAGCAACCGCAUCUAUAAAAAAUGAGAUGGUUUAUAAUCCAACACAAACCACAUUUGAGAACUUACAAAAAUUCUAUGGAAUAACGAUGGAAUGUCCAUGUAGAGAAGUCAAUAUCAAUUACGGAUCGUUUGUUUCCAUUUCACCUGUUUUUCAUCAAGUUUGUUCGAGUUAUUGGAUUUCUUCUUCAUGGUUCUUAUUUCUUUUUGAAUCUUCGAAUUCAACUAAUAAUCAUCUUUUCAUUUUAUCACAAUUUCAAUUUCUUUCCUAUGUUUGUCAAAUAAGUCAUUCAUUCACUUUCAAUUCAAUGUUUGCAUUUACUAAUCAUUCAUUUAUUUCGCCAAAACUUAUUCAAGAAUCGACAUUAAACUUGCAAAUCUUUUCUUUGAUGUCAAAUUUCUUAUUGAUGACAUCGAAAUCAAUUAGUGAAACUAUUGAAUUUAUUCAAGGACUCACGCAUGGUACAGGAAUUCUAUCAUCAUUGCAUACAAAUUGGAAAUUAACUCUCAGUGAAGAAGACAAUAUAACCUUGUUCACCGAUCCGAUUUCUUAUGAAAAUUGUUCCUGUGAUAUUUAUAGUUCAUGUACAAAAAUAUCAAUGAUUUCUGGUUUACGUAUCGGAUGUUAUCCUUCAUCAGCGAUGAUGCAAUCAACACUCGAAUGUUUUUAUAAUGAAACAUGUAUUUCCAUGUUUUUCGGAGUAAAAAUGUGGCCAUCAUUAAUUAUCAAUAAUUCAUCUCGUUUCUCACCCAAUCGCACAGUGAAAUUUAUUGUUGACCAACUGAUGAUUGAAAAAUGGAUAAAUACCACUAAUUAUACACUUUAUUAUGAAAAAUGUGCUCCGACUUCGUGUAGUUAUUCAUACUCUGAACAAUUUAGUUUUAUCUAUAUGAUAACUAUGUUAACUAGUCUUUAUGGAGGUCUUACAAUGGUUUUACGUUUCAUUGUUUAUUAUUCGAUCACAUAUAUUCGUAAUUCCUAUCGACGUCGAACAAGAGUGGAUGUAAAUAUAUACAUGUAA